GACCUCGAGUAUGCUCAUGCCGCGAUCUGCUCGCCUGAAGUUCUCUGCCUCUUUACCGACGAAUUCGACUGGCAGGAUCUGCACACGGACUACAUCCCCGGCGUCUUGUACUCGGAGAUCUUGAGCUACCAGCUCUUUGCCUACAUCGUCACCGAAGGGUACUCCGGGCGGUUGACUAGCUUGCAUCAGUACGCGACGGUGAGCAUGGACGUGAUCCGGCGGUGGAGCUACCCGCUCGUGCCGGACGUCAAUCUCUUCUGCGACACUACGUACGAGUAUCUUCACCCCGGAGUGUACAAGGAGGCGAAUGUCUCGCUCGCUCAAAGCUGCAUCAUCGGGAUGGACACAGUCAUCGGGUCAAAGACUGUCGUGGGGGAGGGAGCGAAGAUCGACCGGUCGGUCAUCGGUCGGUCGUGUGUCAUCGGAGACGGGGCGGUGCUGGAAGGCUGCUUCCUGUUCGCAAACGUCAAGAUCGGCGCCGGAGCGAUUCUCCGCGACUGCUUGCUGGCAGAUGACGUGGAGGUCGGAGAGAAGGCAGUGAUAGAGAAGAACUGCAUCCUCGGGGGGAACGUCAAGAUCAGCAGCAACGUCACCGUGCGCGAAGGGACCCGCGUCACUGUGGCUGAGCGACCCUGCGAUGCUGGCGAUGAUGACGACGACUUCGGUGAUGACGAUGAGACAGUGCAGGACAAGGUGGAGAGCAAGAAGACCACAGACUUGGAACUGGUGGGAGCUGACGGGCGAGGAAGGAAGUGGGAAGCAGGAGAGGACGAGCAGGAAGCGCUGAUCGCUCCUCUUGUGAUGGAGAAGCUGUUCGACUCCGACAACUCCGACGAGGAGGAGGAUGAGAGUGACUCUGAGGAUGAGGGAGGAGGAGCCUGUCAGUCUGCUGCCUCCUUCGAGCGAGAGGUGGAGGACAUCGUUCGUCGAGGGGUCGAGGAGGGAGUGUUGCCGGAGAACAUCUCCAUGGAGGUGAACGGAAGGAAGUUCGCGCACGACAAGACCUUCGCUGACUGCAGCUGCAUCAUCUUCGUCACGAUCCUCAACACCAUGACCGUGACGUCAUCGAGGAAGGAGGCCUUCGCCAACGCCGUCAAGCUGAUCAAGACUUGGAAGCCGCUGCUGUCAAAGUUCGCGAGGUCCGUCAACGAUCAGAAGGAGACCAUGGUCGCGCUCGAGAGCUUUGUGUCUCAACCCGACUGGAAGGGGCACAAGCUGAUGAUGCCCAUCCUCAAGUGCUGCUACGACGAGGAUGUCUUCGAGGAGGACGCGAUCUUCUUGUGGUCUGAGGACGCCCAGGGAAGGUCAGAGGAGAGCAAGGGUCUGGUAGAGGAAUGCAAGGCGCUGCUGGACUACCUGAAAGAGGACGAGGACGAGGACGAGGACGAGGACUAA
Messenger RNA from Guillardia theta CCMP2712, 1395 nucleotides. Its product is annotated as translation initiation factor 2B, epsilon subunit. The transcript has 2 exons. NCBI's taxonomy places the organism in Eukaryota, Cryptophyceae, Pyrenomonadales, Geminigeraceae. Gene Ontology annotation, molecular function: translation initiation factor binding; translation initiation factor activity; guanyl-nucleotide exchange factor activity. Gene Ontology annotation, cellular component: eukaryotic translation initiation factor 2B complex. The annotation marks the transcript as partial. The record is from RefSeq and is a predicted model, not a curated record.